Cooperia oncophora is the source of this 459-nucleotide messenger RNA. The record is from the annotation of a GenBank genome assembly. NCBI's taxonomy places the organism in Eukaryota, Metazoa, Nematoda, Chromadorea, Rhabditida, Trichostrongylidae.
AUGUCAUUGGCUCGUGCUUAUCUCGGAAUGCAAUGCUUCUGGGGAGAGUCAGCAUUUGCCAAGCUAAAAGGUGUGAAAAAGACGCGGGUAGGCUAUGCUGGAGGUACGACCGCCAAUCCAUCUUACUGGAACAUCGGAGACCAUACAGAGGUGAUAGAAGUAACAUUUGACCCGUCCUUGAUCUCCUACCGACAGUUGCUUGACUUUUUCUGGGCUCAUCAUAAUCCAGCUAAAAGACGGAAGAAGCAAUAUCGGUCAGCUAUCCUUUACGAGACUGAGGAAGAGAAGAUGGUCGCCGAGUUGACAUAUGCUCAGGCUAAGUUGAACGCCUAUUGCGCUGGAUAUAAAGAAUUUUCCGAGUUGGAAGAAUUGAGGAAACAAAAUGGGCUCAGUGACGCUUUAGUAGAACGAGUGAAGCAGUACGCCUUAUCUGGCGGUGAUCCGAGUGCUUGUCACUAA